Molecule: messenger RNA, 1838 nt
Organism: Neoarius graeffei (lesser salmon catfish)
Lineage: Eukaryota; Metazoa; Chordata; Actinopteri; Siluriformes; Ariidae
Gene: slc29a3
Product: solute carrier family 29 member 3
Exons: 6
Coding region: 241-1656 (471 amino acids)
Biological process (GO): nucleoside transmembrane transport
Cellular component (GO): plasma membrane; Golgi apparatus
Molecular function (GO): nucleoside transmembrane transporter activity
Source: RefSeq, a predicted model, not a curated record
AUCUGUCGGUGUGGCAGUCAUGCACAAAAAGUUGUUACCAACCGCCGUUAAAAACAGAAGAAGAAGAAGAAGAAGAAGAGGAACCGAUUGAGAAAACAGAAGAAAGUUGUGUCAGUGAUUGUAGGCAGCAGCUGUUAUGUUAAACAUAUAGACUCGUCUGAUACUUGUUUCAGUUUUAACUAUUUAUGAAUCACUUGUGAAGAUGAAACGGCAGCGACAGCGUCUGAGUGAAGACUUCUGAUGGAUGGUGCAAAGCGCCUGCAGGGAAGUCUGAACUCCUUAUACAGCCCCACACUUCACUCUACCAUGUCUGAUGAGGAGAGGUCAGAGGUCAAGCUUGAUGAGGAGGGGAGCAUCUCACCCCUCCUUGCCCGCCACCGGCCACAUGACUCCUACUGCCUUGUCUAUGGCAUAUUUUUCAUGCUGGGCAUUGGCUCGCUGUUGCCAUGGAACUUCUUCAUCACAGCCAAGGACUACUGGCUUUACAAGCUAAACAACAGGUCCAGCCUGGCCAGCCACCAAGAGCUCCACACUGAUCUCAGCGAUUACUUUGAGAGCUACCUUACCAUUGCAUCCACUGUUCCUUCAGUGUUGUGCCUAGUCCUCAACUACCUCCUAGUGAACAGGCUGUCCUCUGAUGUUCGGAUCCUUUUGUCUCUGGCUGUGAUCCUUCUUGUAUUCUUGGUCACUACAGUGCUGGUGAAGAUGGAUGUGUCUGGUUGCAGAGAGAAAUUCCUAGCUGGUACUCUAGCCAGUGUUGCACUUGUCAGUGGAGCCUCCAACAUUUUCAGUGGCAGUAUGUUUGGCAUCAGUGCACAUUUCCCCAUGAGGAUCUCACAGGCCCUCAUAUCAGGUCAAGCCAUGGGCGGCACUUUGAGUGCAGUAGCGUCCAUAGUGGAUCUGGCUGCAGCAAGUGAUGUGACCAACAGUGCAUUGGCUUACUUCCUUACUGCUGACGUCUUCAUUCUGUUCUGCAUCAUCAUGUACUUGCUGCUACCCAAACUGGCUUACUCCAGGUAUUACCUUGAGGCUUCCUGCACUGGUACUGCCCCCACAUCUGAUAGCUCUCUGUCUACUCCAGAAUCCAGCUGUGGUCCAACAGUCAUCUCUGUGCCCCCCCUCAAACCCAUCAUGGGGAAGAUGUGGACACUGAGCAUAUAUGUUUUCUGGGUCUUCUUCAUCUCCAUCACCAUCUUCCCAGCCAUCUCCUCAGGCAUCCAGUCUGUGGAUAAAGACUCGGGCAGUCCCUGGAGCAACAUCUACUUUGUGCCACUCACCAGCUUCCUCUUGUACAACGUGGCAGACUUCUGUGGUAGGCAGAUUACCAUUUGGCUGCAGGUUCCUGGCCCGACCAGCCCUGUGUUGCCUAUCCUUGUGGUUUCCAGGACUGCAUUAGUGCCACUCUUUAUGUUCUGUAACUACCAACCUCGGUAUCACCUGCAGCAGGUAUUUUUUGCCCAUGACAUCUUCCCUGUGCUGUUUAUUUGCCUGCUGGGGCUCUCCAAUGGAUAUCUGGGAUCACUGACCAUGAUGUAUGGGCCCAAGGUGGUGCCACGUGAUCUAGCAGAACCAGCUGGUGUGAUCAUGUCAUUCUUCUUAGCAGCAGGGCUGGCGACAGGCUCAGCCCUCUCUAUUUUGCUUGUCUAUAUUUUCUGACAGUAGAAAACUUUAAACAGUUUUCCUAAAAUGGUCUAAAUGUUGGUGUUUACAUGUAGCCCCACUGAAUUGUUCGCAAAUUCAUUGUAAAUUGUUUUGAUAAUUUCUGGAAAUUUAGACUGCUAUUUAUUACUGCAGUCUUAAACUUUUUAAAAACCCACAAAUAAAAGCUAAUUAAUCAA